Striga asiatica is the source of this 699-nucleotide messenger RNA. The record is from the annotation of a GenBank genome assembly. NCBI's taxonomy places the organism in Eukaryota, Viridiplantae, Streptophyta, Magnoliopsida, Lamiales, Orobanchaceae.
AUGGACUCGUCCGAACUUAUCCAUAUAGUGCCGGUGGAUGACCGGCUAUCGCCUGUCACUCGACCUAACUUAUUGUUGAUGUACAACUGUGUAUGCACUGUGUACAAGUUUGUGAGACGUUCGGGCCGGCUAUUCAACCAGGCACGCACGCGUGAUUUCGAUUCGAACAACAAGCCAAUCAUGUCUCUUGUAUCCAGUGUAAGAUCGUCGCUUAAUCCGAACGCUCCUCUGUUCAUUCCUGCUGCCAUGAGACAAGUCGAGGAUUUCUCGCCCGAGUGGUGGGACCUCGUGACCACGUCCACUUGGUUCCGGGACUAUUGGGUCAGUCAGCACCAAGGAGAAGAUAUUUUUGGUGAGAUUGAGGUUGAUGUUGAUGGUAACAACGUUGUCGGUUUGUUGCCUGAUAACAUUGAUCUCGAUGUUGAUGAGGAUAUUCUUAAUAUGGAAGCUCAGUUUGAGGAGUUCCUUCAGUCGAACGAGGCUGGAUAUGGUGGGAAGGCGUUUGGAGGAGCUGCGGGAUUUGGUUUUGGGAAGAACCCUGAUGCAAUAAUCAAGAGUCUAAACAUGCAAAUGCAGAGAGGCCUCAAGUCUCCAAGGGAACCGAUUAGGCACUUUGAGAAACCGGCCAAGCAUUUUGUCUCAGCUGGAGCUCAGUGUCAUUUUUAUGUUACUUGCAACUUUCUGUAUAGAGCAAGGUAG